AUGUCUAGGCCAAAAAGAAUCGAGCAGAUGGUAAAGUUGGGUAAAGACGGACAUGUACCUCAACCUUUUUCUCAUAACAUCCAGACAGAAUUGAUAGCAAUGAAUAAUCCUAUAAAAUUGAAACCUGAAAUUGAAGUUCAAAGUGGAACUCAGAAAAGGAAUCUGUCGUCAUCAUCGUCUUCAUCUUCUAGUAGUUCGUCAUCAUCUUCCAGCAGCUCUUCAUCAUCUUCGAGCAUUUCGUCGUCAACUUUAACAUGUACAAGUGGCACUCCACGGAAUACAUCACCAAAAGAAGCAUUACUUCAAAAACCCGACACCAUUAUCGAUACCUUGAGAGGAGCU
Brenthis ino (lesser marbled fritillary) is the source of this 342-nucleotide messenger RNA. NCBI's taxonomy places the organism in Eukaryota, Metazoa, Arthropoda, Insecta, Lepidoptera, Nymphalidae. The record is from the annotation of a GenBank genome assembly.